This is a messenger RNA of Zophobas morio, 1032 nucleotides long. RefSeq lists its product as uncharacterized. Lineage: Eukaryota; Metazoa; Arthropoda; Insecta; Coleoptera; Tenebrionidae. The record is from RefSeq and is a predicted model, not a curated record. The transcript is spliced from 10 exons. The coding region runs from base 281 to 1012 and encodes 243 amino acids.
AGUAAAUAUCUAUAAACUUCGAAGUCUUUUAUCUUUUCAAUAUAUUGAUGAAAAGAAAAAGGAUCAGGGAAUAAGUGUACGUGAAAAAACUCGGAAAUUAAUUGAUUUAGUUUAUGAUCAAGAGAAAUUAAGAAAAGAACGAGAGAUUGCUCGGAGGAAUCAAGGGAAGUACAUUGGUGCUAGCGCUACUGAUGCCAGAUACGCUGGAAUUGGAACUCCGUUUCAGCAAGAUUAUUUUAAUGCACCGGGCAGAGAUCAAACAGUUAGUCGGCCCGAAAAAAUGUCAAACAGAGAAUUAUCGUACUUUUCACAGGAAGAAGGAAAAACAACUGCAUUUAGUGCUCAAUCCGAAAGUCCGCCGCGAAGGACGAAUAAAGCUUUAACAAUAACUUCUCGUGCGCGUGAAGUUCAAACUUUUUCACGCGAGAAGGAGCGGGAGGCCUCGACAUCAUCCGCGGAAGAAGAUGAAUGGGGUGAGUUUAAAUGUGCUGUUGUCUCUUCGGCCCAACCAAUUAGGAAUUCUAAUGCUAUCGACUUACUUUCUACUGAUUUUCCUGUGAUCAAUGGCAACGAACGACUUUUUAAACACGACAUUCCAACUUUGGAUAUAGUGGGAGGGCUCGUCCAACAGCCUUUUGAAAACGGGGACGAUUUAGAUUUUAUUGGGCCCGAUUUAUCUAGCCGACCGUCUAGUCAAUUAAAUGUGGAUCUUUUUGCAACACAUAAACAACCACCCACCAAUAGAAGCGCAGACCUUCGCAUUAGCCCUGCCGAAUUACCUUUAAGCAAUGCCAAUAUAACCAGUAGGGUUCCGAUUACUCACGAUGCUCGCUCUUCCCUAAUCUCGUCUCAAAAUGCUUUUGAUAAACAAUACUCAAAUAGGAAUUCGGCCUUUUCUGAUUUAGUUGAGCUUAAUUCCCACCAGUCUCAGAAAGCUGAAAAGAGCGCCCUAUCGUUAAACGUCCUACUGAAUACCAAAAAACAACAACCUAUUGAUAAUAAUUUAUCUUAAAUUAAAUAAUUCUGGUCUUA